This is a messenger RNA of Colletes gigas, 5116 nucleotides long. Its product is annotated as fibrillin-2-like. The record is from RefSeq and is a predicted model, not a curated record. Gene Ontology annotation, molecular function: calcium ion binding. Bases 184 to 5040 code for a protein of 1618 amino acids. The transcript is spliced from 21 exons. NCBI's taxonomy places the organism in Eukaryota, Metazoa, Arthropoda, Insecta, Hymenoptera, Colletidae.
CGGUACCGGCAAACUGAACGUUUCAAUGCACGCUGAGCGCUCGGGCGGCGCGCACUCGACAAAACAAGGACUGUUCAAAGUUGCUGCGUUUCCUCCCAUCAUCGGGACCGACGAAAAGAAACGUACGAAUCGCCAGGAAAAUCACGGGAAACCAGUGUGACGUUUUACGAUAAUUCGAAGAAGAUGGCCCGAUUCGUUCGUCCACGCGCGUGCUUCUUCCUGCUCCUAGCCAUCCACUUGGACCAACUCUUCCCUUCGAAACGAGGGUUGGCGAUGGUCGAGGCGAGAAUGGAAGCACAGUUUGAGAAAUGUUGCGGUCUUGGAACGUCGUGGGCGAUGGAAGGACUCGGAUGCGAAAAGUUCACGGGACCGGUGUCCGGGGUACCGACAGUGGAGCAAGGUCUUUGCUUGGAAGCCGUGGACAUUUGCUGCGUGAGAGCGUAUCACGAACGACAAUGCGAGAAAGGGAAAUCGGAUGCACGUGCUGGUUUAGCAUGCGUUACCGGCACUAAAACCAGACGCCUGGGACCAGGCGAUUAUCAUCGCGACUGUUGCGAAGGCUGUAAAUUGGGUAUCUUGACUGGAUCCAUGGGCCAAGAGUGCGCUUUUAAAAAGUUUACCUUCGGAAUCCCCUGGGAUCCGGCAUUUCUGCAGUGUUGUUACGAAGCGUCACCGACCACCACGACAACGUCAACUUCCGAUUCUACGAACGCAACUUUGUCGAGCGAAACUACCGAAACUUGGUCAUCUUCUUCUGCUACUUCUUCUUCUUCUUCUUCUUCGACGGACGCGACGCAAACAUCGUCCGAAUUCUCAAUUCCUACGCCUCCUAUAGAUGACAUCUGCCAACUCAUGAAACAUUUAUUGUGCUCCGACAUCUGCGUUCCCACGCCAGGAUCAUAUUAUUGUAAAUGUCGCCAAGGUUUCACUCUGCUGGAAGAUGGAAAAAGUUGUAGAGAAGAUCUACCGACCGACGACAGAUGCAAAACGAGCAACCCGUGCGAGCAGCGUUGCACGGACAAUGGAGUCGCGGUCACGUGUAGCUGCGAUCCCGAUUAUGUCUUGGCGAACGACAAACGUUCUUGCAUUCGUAAACCAUCGAAAACGAACAAGAGCACUCGACCGGGCGAAAACACCGAUCCACUUUGUCCGAACGGUUAUCGGUAUAACGCUACGAAUCAGGUUUGCGACGACGUGAACGAGUGCAUAGAAAAAGGAUCGUGCCCUGGUCAAUGUGAAAACACUAUAGGCUCUUAUAUAUGCUCGGCGAAAAAUCUGCUCGGAAACAUACCUUACGAAGAUUGUCCAGCUGGAUACCAAUGGGAACCUGCAACAAACCUCUGCACAGAUAUCGACGAAUGUAAUUUAUUACCAGAACCGUGUCCUAGCGACAAAAAUUUUUGCGUCAAUACACAAGGUAGCUUCAGUUGCCUCGAAAUGAAAGGAAUCAAAUCCUGUCCAGCAGGAUUCAAGUUCGAUAAAUUAUCCCAGCAAUGCAAAGAUGUGAACGAAUGCGAAGAAGGUAUUCACAGUUGUCUCGAGGGCACAGAAGUAUGUCGGAAUAUCGAGGGCGCUUACGAAUGCGAUAUAAAAUGCAAGAAAGGAUUCACGUAUAACAUCAAUUUCGGCAAUUGCACCGACGUGGACGAGUGCGUCGGGAAUCCUUGUUUGGGAACGAAUACCACGUGUAAAAAUACAAUAGGGAGUUACGAAUGCACACGGGCCUUGAAUAAAUCUUUGAUUCGCUCUUCGCUCGACCAAACGACAGAAUUGUCAAUUUGCACCGCUGGAUACAAGUCAACGAACAAUCCCACGGAAUCCUGCACCGACGUUGACGAAUGUAAAGAGCAGUUGCACUCUUGCGACCUGGACGAACAAUGUAUCAACGAAAUCGGUAGUUACAGAUGCGAAUUAUUGUACGAAGAGAACUCCAGUUUGGACGAGAAGGAGAAAACUGAUGAUGAUUUCUCGUACGGUAGAGGAUACAAACCUCAAAUUACAAUCGAGGCUUCGACGCCGGUUUCUAAAGUUCGUAACGCGACGCUGAUUUGCGAGUCGGGGUUCAUUUUCGACCAACUAAACCGGGACUGUAUCGAUAUCGACGAGUGUAGCAACGGUUUAUCGAACUGUGGCAUCGGUGAACAGUGUGAAAAUUUUGAGGGAGGAUACGGAUGCUCUGUAGCAGCGUGUCCCCUUGGUUUUCAGCUACGUAAUAAUAGCGAUUACUUUAGCAGUGUCGACGAGUCUUGCAAGGAUAUAAACGAAUGUGUACUUGGAUUACAUUCUUGCAACUCGUCGACUCAUUAUUGCGUUAAUACGCAUGGUUCUUACUCUUGCGAGUCGUUUACGACAACUACAACUACAACUACAACUACAACUACAACCGCAACUAGGACAAAGAAACCUUUCUAUGCUGCAACGAGUAAUAAAGUACAGAAUGUCGGCCGUUUGUCGUCUCUGGAGGCCUGUAAGCGCGGUUACGCGAGGACAUUGGAUACCGGGGAAUGCACGGACGUCGACGAGUGCGUCUCAGGACCGGGUUGCCGGGAUUACGAACAGUGUCGCAAUAUACCGGGCGGCUACGAAUGUUCGCCACUUUGUACCACCGGUUGGUACUUUAGCACAGCGACGAAAGGCUGCCAAGACGUCGACGAGUGUCUUUUGGGCAGGCACGAUUGUCACCAGGGUACACACAGAUGCAUCAACACAAAUGGUUCUUUCUUUUGCGAAUUGAUACCAGCUUGCAGCGCGGGUUUUAAACGUUCCUUUAGCGGGGUUUGCGUCGACGUCGACGAGUGCUCGGAAAACAUGCACAACUGUCGAUUAGAGUUGCAUCAGUAUUGCGUGAAUAAAAACGGCACUUUCGAAUGCCUUACGAGGUUACCGUUAUGCCAGUCGGGGUACGAGUAUUCUCUGGUUAGCAGACGAUGCAAAGAUAUCGACGAAUGUAGCACCGGCCGAUACAAGUGUGACUCGAAAUCCUUGGAGAAAUGCAUCAAUCUACCUGGAACGUACAGGUGCGAAAGGCCUGCGACGCAGUUUGGCCGUCAGCGUCAGAGACCAGCCUGCCCUUCCGGUUACAGAUACCACCCCCGAUUAAGAAAAUGCACAGAUGUAGACGAGUGCGCGGAGGGUUUGGACGUCUGCGAGGGCGAGGUUUGUUACAACCAGCCGGGCGGUUACAGUUGCGCCAAGCCUCCGGUGCCGAUCACCAGGAAACCGACCACGGUCACGGUCACGGUCACGUUGCCAGUAUCGGCGAACCAGAAGUGCGCCGACGGUAGCAAAUUCGUGAGGAAUCGCGGCUGCGUCGACAUCGACGAGUGUCGCGAAGUAGAAGACGUGUGCACCAGCAACGAACAAUGCGUGAAUACGAUAGGGAGUUACAGUUGCAAUUGUAAGAUCGGCUACAGACGCGAUAAUCUCACCCAAGCUUGCGUGGACAUCAACGAAUGUCAAAUACAGGAAGACAGUUGUUUGCCAACGCAAAGGUGCGACAAUACCAUUGGAAGUUACACCUGUACGCGAUUUUUACCGUGCGGUACAGGAUACACUUUGAACGCCGCCACCGAGAUCUGCGAGGACGACGACGAAUGUAGCCUUGGCACUCACGAUUGCGGGGAUGGUUAUCAUUGCAGAAACACGCUCGGUUCUUACCGGUGCGAUCGCAAUCCGCGUAUGCCGGCCCCACAGCCACGAACAGCGGUUGCAACCACCGCCAAGACAACCACACCGAUCACGACCACGACCACGACCACGACCACGACCAAUUCUUCGUUCAAGCCCCCCCAAUGGCCGCACACUUGCCCCGUCGGAUUCGAGCUCGGUUCUGGAAACAUAUGUUUCGAUGUAGACGAGUGCCAACAGAAUCCAAAUCCUUGCGGCAGAGCGAUGCUGCGUUGCGUCAAUACGGUGGGAUCUUACAAGUGUGCAUCGAGAGUGAUAUGCAGCAACGGAUACACUUUGGACCCGUUGUCGGGGCAAUAUUGCGUGGACAGGGACGAGUGCAAAGAUGGUAGCCACGAAUGUGCUCCGGAUCAAAGUUGCGAGAACAGAUUGGGUGGAUACGUUUGCGUGUGCCCGGCUGGACACGUAAACGGACCGAACAAGGACUGUGUGGACAUUGACGAGUGCAGUGUUUAUAGUAAUAUAUGCGGACCGAACAGCCAAUGCGAGAACACCGUUGGCUCUUAUCGAUGCAGCUGCGAGAGUGGCUUCGAAAAUGUUGCUGGUUACAACGGUGCUUGCCAAGACGUCGACGAGUGUCUGCGGACCCCCGGUUUAUGCCAACACGCGUGCAUAAAUGUUUGGGGUAGCUACAGAUGCAGCUGCAAACCUGGAUUUAGGUUAAACGCGGACAAUCGUUCUUGCACGGACGUUGACGAGUGCACGGAAUUCAAAAGCAAUAAUCUCUGCGUAGGAAUUUGCGAGAACACGCCGGGAAGUUAUGGUUGCAAAUGCCCGGACGGUUACAGACUCGGUCUCGACGGCCGUUCUUGCGAAGAUAUCGACGAAUGCAGCACGGGGACCGUAUGUAGAGGGGCCGACGAGAUUUGUCAUAAUACCAGAGGCAGCUUUCGCUGCAACAGAAUAAAUUGCCCUGCGGGAUAUCACCGGGACCAUGAACGAAAAAAUCGUUGCGUGCGAACGUGGCCUUGUCAGAUAAACAACGCAGCCUGCAUGAGAUCGCCGGCCCAUUAUUCCUACAAUUUCAUUACUCUUGUGAGCAUGUUGCCGAUAUCGGCCAACAAGCCGGAGGAAUUAUUUAAGAUGAAAGGGUACCAUUUAUCGAAUUCUGCGAUGCAAUUCAGCAUGGCGUUCGUGGAAGCACGUGCCCCGCCUGGCGUUCAACGCGCGACCGAAUCGUGUUUCGCUUUGAGAAGACCGGCGCCGACGCAAGCUGUCUUGGUAAUGACACGAAGCAUACAAGGCCCGCAAGAAAUCGAACUCGAUCUGAGCAUGGAAGUGUACCACAACACGAUCUUCGCCGGAAGCGCGGUAGCCAAGAUCCUCAUUUUCGUCUCUCAAUACGAAUUUUAAAAGCUUUUAAAACAUUUUUAUUUUACACGCGCGUCAAUUUAAUAUACAUAUGUAUGUAUACAUACUUACAGGAACG